This is a messenger RNA of Lactuca sativa (garden lettuce), 1228 nucleotides long. Its product is annotated as cyclin-dependent kinase B1-1. Lineage: Eukaryota; Viridiplantae; Streptophyta; Magnoliopsida; Asterales; Asteraceae. The record is from RefSeq and is a predicted model, not a curated record. Gene Ontology annotation, cellular component: cytoplasm; nucleus; cyclin-dependent protein kinase holoenzyme complex. Gene Ontology annotation, biological process: regulation of G2/M transition of mitotic cell cycle; protein phosphorylation; G1/S transition of mitotic cell cycle. Gene Ontology annotation, molecular function: cyclin binding; cyclin-dependent protein serine/threonine kinase activity; ATP binding.
GGUUUGGGCCCAACCAAAAGCUGAAGAAUUCGAAUUCCACGAGAGAGGGAAAAUCUCCCGUUGCGAUUUCAAUUUCAAAUUAUAUCAUCCCUCUCAUCUCCCAUCCACUCUCAUUCAGCAAUCCGCCAUGGAAGACAAGUACGAGAAACUGGAGAAGGUAGGAGAAGGUACCUAUGGAAAAGUCUACAAAGCCAAAGACAUGCAGUCCGGACAACUCGUCGCUCUCAAGAAAACCCGUUUGGAGAUGGACGAGGAAGGCAUUCCACCCACCGCCCUCCGCGAGAUCUCCCUCCUCCAGAUGCUCUCCAACUCCAUCUACAUCGUCCGCCUAAUCGGAGUUCAACACGUCCACCAUAAAGGCAAACCCCUUCUCUAUCUUGUCUUCGAGUAUCUAGACACAGAUCUCAAGAAGUUCAUCGACUCCCAUCGAAAGGGGCCUAGUCCUUCCCCUCUCCCUUCUUCUCAGAUCCAGAGCUUUCUUUUUCAAUUGUGCAAAGGUGUUGCCCACUGCCAUGGUCACGGUGUUCUUCACAGAGAUCUGAAGCCACAAAACCUGCUGGUUGACAAAGAAAAGGGGAUUCUGAAGAUUGCAGAUCUCGGUCUUGGAAGGACUUUUACUGUUCCUCUCAAGAGUUAUACUCAUGAGAUUGUUACACUUUGGUACAGAGCCCCAGAGGUUUUGUUGGGAUCAACUCAUUACUCCACUGGUGUUGACAUGUGGUCUGUUGGCUGUAUCUUCGCUGAAAUGGCAAGAAGGCAAGCUUUGUUUCCUGGUGAUUCUGAGUUCCAGCAACUGCUUCAUAUAUUCAGGUUGCUUGGAACACCAACAGAGGAGCAGUGGCCAGGUGUCACAUCUCUAAAGGACUGGCAUGUGUAUCCGAGGUGGGAGCCCCAGAAUUUGGCACGUGUUGUUCCAUCAUUGGAACCUGAUGGGAUCGACCUUCUAUCGAAAAUGCUGAAAUACGACCCUGCUGACAGAAUCUCAGCCAAAGCUGCUAUGGAUCAUCCUUAUUUUGAUAGCCUUGAUAAAUCUCAGUUCUGAACCACAUCAUCUAUCUGAUUGAGUUUCUAGUUUGAAGUUUCAAGUGAAGAAUGUUAUCAUCACCUUGGUGAUUAUACAGUUUGAUAUACAUUUUACAAUAUGUGUGUUUUGCUUAGUCUUAAGCUGUGUAGAAAGUGUGUUUCGAGUUCUAUGUUAGUGAAUUUACCUUUCUUUUUUCACUGAAAA